UCGCUUUCAGAAACAGAUAUUCCCCACCGUACAAAAACGCAUGAUGAGAUCCUCGAACGUGCGAAGCUGGCAGUCGAGCGCGUGAAAGAGAAGCUCAAGCAUGUCGACAGCAAAAUUUCCAUGACGUUCGACUCGUGGACAUCUUUUCCUGGUCACCCUUUCCUAUCCAUUACAGCGCAUUACAUA
Molecule: messenger RNA, 186 nt
Organism: Suillus plorans
Lineage: Eukaryota; Fungi; Basidiomycota; Agaricomycetes; Boletales; Suillaceae
Exons: 1
Source: RefSeq, a predicted model, not a curated record